Tribolium madens (black flour beetle) is the source of this 990-nucleotide messenger RNA. Its product is annotated as succinate dehydrogenase [ubiquinone] iron-sulfur subunit-like. The transcript has 3 exons. Gene Ontology annotation, molecular function: electron transfer activity; 2 iron, 2 sulfur cluster binding. Gene Ontology annotation, cellular component: mitochondrial membrane. Lineage: Eukaryota; Metazoa; Arthropoda; Insecta; Coleoptera; Tenebrionidae. Bases 38 to 934 code for a protein of 298 amino acids. The record is from RefSeq and is a predicted model, not a curated record. Gene Ontology annotation, biological process: tricarboxylic acid cycle; aerobic respiration; respiratory electron transport chain.
CUCGGUAAGAAUUUGACAUUUUUAAACGAACUUCAAAAUGUCAAAAAUUGGCAAAAUAAUCUUGAAAAAUUAUGGGGGACAUUUCGGCGGUCGAUGUAUUUCUAUUUCGGCCCAAAACAUCAAACAAGCUCAAAAAAAAUCGACAGAAAAAGAAAAAAAGAUUGGGCCCCCUACAUCAAAAGAGUCCCGUUUCAAAGAUUUCUCAAUUUAUCGUUUCACUCAAGAAAGUAAAAAGAAACCGCACAUGCAAAAAUACACGAUUGAUCUCAACGAUUGUGGCCCUAUGAUUCUCGAUGCCUUGCUAAAAAUAAAACGAGAACAAGACUCAACUCUAACUUUCCGCCGAUCGUGUCGUGAGGGUGUUUGCGGUUCGUGUGCUAUGAACAUCAACGGCAGAAAUGCUCUUGCUUGCACUAAAAGAAUUGAGCCGAAAGGGGACUGUAAAAUAUUUCCCCUGCCCCAUAUGUACGUCGUCAAAGACCUAGUUGUCGACAUGACACGAUUUCUAGACCAACACAAAAGAAUCAAGCCGUAUUUGAUACGUAAUCACGACGUGGCCAUUGGGCAAAAACAGUACUUGCAGAGUUUGAAAGACCGCGACAAGUUGGAUGGUUACAUAGAAUGCAUUUUAUGCGCUUGUUGUUCGACUUCGUGUCCCGAAUAUUGGUGGCACGGUCACGGCGACAACGAUUUUCUAGGCCCUGCGGCCCUUUUGGCCGUUGAUAGAUGGAUUAGAGAUUCGCGAGACGAAGCUGCAGAAUGCCGACUUGCCACUUUACGUGAUUAUUUCAGUGUUUAUAGAUGUCACUCAAUCUUCAAUUGUACGAAUUGUUGUCCCAAACACUUAAACCCCGCAAAGGCAAUAUCGCACUUGAGAAUGCGACUCGCAGGAAAGAAACAAAAGGAGAAACCGGAAAUGACCGGAAUGGCAUAAAAGUUAUAUUAAAAUGCAUUGAUUAUAUUGUAUUGUGACAAUAAAUGUUUUUAUCA